Messenger RNA from Ectocarpus sp. CCAP 1310/34, 1299 nucleotides. NCBI's taxonomy places the organism in Eukaryota, Phaeophyceae, Ectocarpales, Ectocarpaceae. The record is from the annotation of a GenBank genome assembly.
AUGCGCUCUCGGGAGACCACACAACUGUUCCUCAUCUCAACGAAGGCUUUGGCCAACCGAGAGAUGCGCACUUGCAAGGCGGAACGGGAUCGCGCUUUUGCUGAGCUUGUGUACGGAAGGUUGUUCACCCGCACAGGUGGGAUCGUUCGGACCUGGACGGCUAUCAUCGCCAACAUCAAGCGCCUCUUGUUCUUGAUGCCACAUAUUGUGCAUGGCGCGGACGAUAACGAUAUUUCCAUUUGCCUGCGAUCGUACGACAUUGUUCAGCAAGGAGCGGUGGAGAGGGCCGCCCGUCAACAUCUGUUGGAAGCGAACAUGAACCGCAUGGCCAUCGUGACGAGGUUCAUCGGCCAGAUGGCCCUCAAGCGUCGGCGCAAUAGAGCGGUGAAGAUUCUCAUCGGGGCUCUGAGCGCGUUCACCAGCUCGAGCGCCAUCGGCCGCUACGCGCAAAGGGUCAACUGGGGUACUCGACACCUCCAGGCCGUGGUGAGACGGCGCAUGGCCUGCAUGACGUCCCACCUUACACUUCUCAAUCGGCACUGGGACCGCCUCUACCCUCCUGUUCCGUUGCCGCUGAUGACAACGGGGAUGCCGCUUAGACCGCCAUCCGAAGCUUCACUGCCCCCGUCACAACCUGGAACAGCAAAGACAACCCCGGCAACAUCGACAUCGCCGAGCAGCAACAAGCGCCCAAAUCGCCGAAAAGGCGCCGGGGGGCAGGGGGGGCCCAAGAAAGGAAGAACCCGUCCGAAGCGCCAGAAGAGCGUCGUAGGUCGAAAAAAGCAGUUCCAAAAUGAUGCUGGUGGUGGUGGUGGCCAGGGUUCCGCAGGUGCAACACAUGCGUCGACGGUGCCAGAGACGGCUGAAAGCAAUAGUGCGCCCCGCGAGACCGCGCCGCAACGUAGGAGGCCCCCUGUGUACGUCUCAAGCGAGGCGAAGCAUAGAGAAAUAUUUUCAUGGUUACAGAGGACGAGGGCAAAGCAUUGCAGGGACAUCAUCAACUACGAGCGUUUCACGCCUUUUUCUUCCCUCGAACUUCCACUGAAUCUGAAACGCACCAAGAUAUUCCCAUGUAUGGUGGAGCUGCUGCUGCAGCACGAGCGAAGGACGUAUGGCACCCGCCUACAAGCCGUCAGGCACGUAAUCACCCUCCGAAGCUUCGGGCGGCUGUCUCGAGUCUGGACGGAAGGCGGGUACUUCGCCAAGAUGUCGCACGCCUUGCCCCCCCCGCCUCGUAUGCCGAGGGUGUUCACGCCGGAGGAGGGUGACGAGAUGUUCGACCGCGCGGCUUCCAGGUGA